Dacryopinax primogenitus is the source of this 1608-nucleotide messenger RNA. RefSeq lists its product as uncharacterized. Lineage: Eukaryota; Fungi; Basidiomycota; Dacrymycetes; Dacrymycetales; Dacrymycetaceae. Bases 127 to 1608 code for a protein of 493 amino acids. The transcript is spliced from 2 exons. The record is from RefSeq and is a predicted model, not a curated record.
GCCGUCCCGAACGAUCUAUUGCCAGCUGUCGAAUACCCCUCGCUUUCUUCCACAUUUAGUCGACCACCGCCCUGCUGCACCCGAUCAAGCGUCAUCACCCCCCCUUGCUGGCAUAGACAGCCUACCAUGUCGUCCCUCUUUCACUGGAACCGCAAGUCCACACGAUCCCACAAGUCCAAUUCAAGCGGCAGCACGCUCGUCGGCUCCGAUGGCCGAGUCUCCCCCACCUCGACAUACAGCUCCAAGAAACUUAAGGUCUCAUCAUUUGACAUGGUCGUCCUCCCCGACGGGAAUAUUGUGCGCGUGCAGGGGGAGGGUAAGAUCGUGCCCGACCAACCGCAGCGAUGGGAAACCGUGCUCGCCGUCGCGAAGGAGACGCUGCAUGUGCUGCGAGGCAUUGGAGUACAGGCGUGCGGGGCUGGGGACCUGGCCGCUAAAGUGUACGGGGCGACAUGUAUCCCUGCUGAAAUCGAUCUUUUCAUCCUUACUGACAAGGUUGACUACACUCAAGUUCUACGUCGCCUCAUCCAUCACAACCCCAAGUACUUCAUCAUCCCACUCACUCCUGCCCUGCGGAACUUGACGCCCUCUUCUCUGGAUGCAACCACCGCCCUCCAGCAAGCGCUGUACUACCGGACCAGCUCCACCCCAAUCCGUAUCAACCUCCAACUCCCUCCAACCCCUCUCAUCCUCUAUCUCACCACCGCUGACAUAACGUGGCAUGCUUCUUUCCCGCUCAUGCCGCUCCCUCUUGUGCUCCUGGAUAAACUCCGCGCGUGGGUGCUGAACUGCUACAUUCCUGCUGGACGAGAAGCAUCCCUUGCAGAACGCCGGCGACUAUGGGCGGAGCACGCGGAUAUUGAGGUGUUGAUGGGUCAGGUUGCUCGCGCAAGGGUGAACCUGCGCCGAGAACGACUGUGCGCACACGCCUUCAAGAGAGACCGGAGGCCCGGCCUCCCCGUGCCGGAGGAAGAGGAGGAGCUGGAGGUCGAGCGUUGGGUGAGGGAAUACAUCACUGUGUACCCCGAAGGUAGGGCGAUGUGGGCCGUUCUAGGCGUCCGGAUAUUCGACCCGCCCACACCGGCCACGACUGUCUAUGGUCUGAGCCGCACCGGCACGCGGUCAUCCAACUCCACAGGCUCGAAUGGCUCCUCAGCUCCUCCCUACCCAUCCACACCGCCUUUGCCGGCUCAGUAUUUCCCUCGUCCGAGCUUUUCCUCAGACCAGAUGAGUCUGCGCUCUCGCCCAUCGCUGCAGCAUUCCUCACGCUCGCACACCCCCAUACCUGAAUCUCCCAUGACCCCCCUCUCGCCCGCGGACAUCCCCCUCCCGAUGUCCCCAGAAUCAGUCGCCGUGGACCGGACGUAUUCUCGCGCAUCUACCCCAUCUCGCGCAGCGACCCCGUCUCGUUUCCUCGUCCGUGAACCCCGGUCUCCAUCUUCAAGACCACCUCUGCCGCCCAUGCCCCCUAUUCCUCCACCCAGUGGACUUGCAGGUACGGUCGUCCAGCAGCUGAGAUCGAAGAGCCCUUUUGGGAGGAAAAAGAGCAGUCGGACGCUGGGCAAGGAGCGGGGAAAAGAAGAGAGUUAUUUCGAUUGGGACGACUAG